UUUUUGUUUUGAAGAUGUGUGGUUUGUGUGUUGUGAAUUGUGAUGUCUAGUGUUACUCAUUGACAUCAACAGUGUUGUAUAAAUUAUGAAUUUCAUCUUGUUAAUGCAUUUAGAUAUAUUUAUAAACCACAUAUCACGGUACCAUGUGCUGAUUAGAGUUAGAUGUCUAGUGCGCACGUAACAAAGACUACGCAGUUCUCAUCAGCACAACGAUACGCAAUUCUCAUAAGCACAACGACCUCAUCGUUUCACCAGAAUGGAAAACCAUUCAGCAAAACCGAAGAAAACGAGUCAAAUGACUGACGAGGAGAGGUUAAAACUAGCAGAAAAGCUGGAUAAAGAACUGGACGAGUAUAUUGCAGGAUUAGAGAGACGUCCAUACACCGAAGGAUGGCCGGAAGACCGCUGGCGAGAGGAAAUGGAGAAGCAUCCUUUCUUCAUGACGAAACCACCAGAAGAAGGGCAGCCCUUGUCACCUCUUUUGGAAGGCAUUCAGCAACUGAAGUAUGAUGAAAGUGAAAAUACGCCAGAAGAAUUAGCAGCCACAUACAAGGAAGAUGGAAACUUUAACUUCAAGUGCAAAAAAUAUCGUGUUGCCAUCAUAAGUUAUACAGAAGGUCUUCGCCAGAAAUGCAGUGAUGAUUCAUUGAAUGCCCAGCUCUUCAACAAUAGAGCAGCAGCACACUUUUUUCUGAAAAAUUACAGAUCAUGUCUGGCAGACUGUCGUGCAGCUCUGAAGGUUCAGCCAGGCUAUCCAAAGGCACUGUCUCGUGCGGCUGAGUGCAGUUUUCGCCUAUCAUUGUUUGAUGAUUGUAUUGCAUUCUGUGAUGAGAUGCUAGCAACAAGUACAAGCAACAAGGAAGCUUUAGAAUUGAGGGCGAAAGCUGUUGCAACAAAAAAGCGAGCUGAAAUGCAAGCUAGAAGACAAGCUGUUGCACGCAGAAAACAAGAAGCUGAAGAGAAGGAACUGGCAGCAGCCAUUAAAGAACGAAAUCUGAAUAUUGAAGGGCAAAGUGGUCCUGAGAUUAAACUGAAACUGCUUCAGCCAAUAAGUCCACAUGGGGUACAGAAACGUGUGCAUCUAAGUGAAGGCCGGCUGGUCUGGCCUGUUAUUCUGCUUUAUCCUGAAUAUGAGACAUCAGAUUACAUUCAGGAGUUUCCUGAAGACUGUAGGUUUGAAGACCAACUGACAACAAUAUUUGAAACACCUCCCGAAUGGGACAAAGAAGGGAACUACCGACCUGAAAAUCUUCGACUGUGGUAUGAGGACCGAGAGGAAAAAGUAAAAUUUCCUGUAAACAAGGAAAAUACACUGGGUGAAACACUUUCAGACAAGCGAAUAAUAAUUCGCAAUGGAACACCAGUCUUUUGUGUUGAAGUUCUCGGAAAGGACAAAAAAUAAGUUUCAUAUAUACAUGUGUGUCAGCACCAAGGCAGUAAGUAUGCAAAACAAAAAGAGGAAGGGGGCAUAUUUUCUCCAUGUGCCACCUAAUGUGCAUUAUAGUCUCACAAACCUUGUAGACAUUGUGCAGUUCCAUUGUGUGUUUAUUUGUCUACUAGUUGAUUAAUGCUAAAAGACCAUUAGAAAAUUACUGGAGUAUAGCUUUGUGCCAGUGCCAGUAUCUGUCUCAUCUGCUGCUACUACUACUGAUUAACUGCUUUAUAUUUAUACAUUGUCUACAUUUUAAAAGUUGUGAUGAUCUUUAAGACACAAAUCCUAGUGGCCAGUUGUUAGGACGUAGAAACUUUUUAUUUGUUUUAGACUUGUAUGUGUGUUGGACUAAGUGUUGUGUGAUAUGUAAAGCCUUUCACUGUGUUAUACAUGCACACAUGUACUGUAAAGAGAGAAAGACUGCUUUCUGUAGAUGGAGGGAGAGAAGAAACCAGGUGCCAAAUGAUAAUGUGAAGUACAAAUUAAUCUUCCGUCAGAAAGAAAUCUUAGAACGCCAGAAAUUAAAUGUUGACAACUAAUAGGUUGAAGGCUGCCCGUAGUAGGGCACAAGUAAAUUUAAAUUACAAGAAAUUGUAAACUAUAAAACAGAAAUACAGUGUAUUAUUUCCAGAUGGAUUGCUCAUUUCGGUGGUAUUGGGCCACUGUGAAAAAUGUUUUGUAAUGUUUCCAUUUCUGUUAUACAUGCUAGCUCUUAGAUCUGAUUCUGCUUAAAUUUGAAACAUACUAUUUGCAAAAUAUGUUGGUAUAUGGGGGAAAAUCCUAGAUAGUUAAGAUAGCCAAGUAGCAGGUAUUAUUUAUGAAACAGUGCCAUGCAUUAAAAUAUUUUGUGUUUAUUUAAUAUGUGGAUGAUCACUGUGUUGAGGAUAAGCACAUAUAAAAAAGUGUUUUUUUUUUUUGCUCAAAUUAUAAAUGUGCGAGAGAGAUGCAUGUGCAUAUUGUGUCAAAGAAUAAAAGUUUGAAAUAUGGGCUACUGUCAUCACUUUUUUUGCCUCAUAUAACUUGUCACCAUGUCCCAUUACAGUUUAAUGACCAUCUUUCAAUCUUAUGAGAGCUUCAGACCAAGUUGGCCUGCUUCAUUCAUAUGGUUUUGCAAAAUCACUUCCAGUGUGUUCUGGAAUGACCAACUUCCUCUCUAUCAUCAUCUAUCAGAGCUGGUGCUCCAACUAUAAUGGUCUUGAUGUUACUGAGACAUUACACUCUUAAGCUUCCUUUCUUCUUAUGUUUUAUUUUACUUUCUGUUUUGUGAUGUCUUCAAGCAGCAUCUGUUGUAAUAUUAUGUUUCUGCAAAUAAUAAAGUCCUGUGUAUGUACAUAUACAUCCCCAUUGACUAGAUUUCCAAAUCCAGUUUCUAACAAAAUGGAAAACUUGCAUCUGUAACAGGAUAUGAGUGAAACAAUAGCCCUUCAGCAAAUCUUCUGCUGUUUGACAUUCAUCAAAAUAGAAAAUUAGUGUCCCUGUAUCCUAUCAUUUUUUAUCUUAAUGUAAUUACUGAUGUACAUUGAGUUUUAUGGCAGGUGAAGCCAUUUGGAAAGAAAUCAGCAAAACUAAUUGAAAUUCUCUGAAGACAUAUCCUCAUGUAGUAUCCUCUUUUAGUUCAGUUCUAACUUUUUAUUUUUUAUUUUUUUU
Schistocerca nitens (vagrant locust) is the source of this 3079-nucleotide messenger RNA. RefSeq names its product DNA polymerase interacting tetratricopeptide repeat-containing, protein of 47 kDa (gene Dpit47). The coding region runs from base 257 to 1402 and encodes 381 amino acids. NCBI's taxonomy places the organism in Eukaryota, Metazoa, Arthropoda, Insecta, Orthoptera, Acrididae. The record is from RefSeq and is a predicted model, not a curated record. Gene Ontology annotation, molecular function: Hsp90 protein binding. The transcript is spliced from 8 exons.